Molecule: messenger RNA, 2258 nt
Organism: Sorex fumeus (smoky shrew)
Lineage: Eukaryota; Metazoa; Chordata; Mammalia; Eulipotyphla; Soricidae
Gene: HS3ST2
Product: heparan sulfate-glucosamine 3-sulfotransferase 2
Exons: 2
Coding region: 366-1460 (364 amino acids)
Molecular function (GO): [heparan sulfate]-glucosamine 3-sulfotransferase activity
Source: RefSeq, a predicted model, not a curated record
GCACCCGGCCAGCGCCCCCGUCCGGCCCGCGCGCCCGCUCGCCGCGCCCGCCGUGGCCACCGCCGAGUGACCGGGGCGCCGCGCUCCGAGCGGCGGGCAUGGGGCCGCGGGCGCCGGGCGCGCGGCGAGCCUCGAGAGCGUGAGAGCCGCCGAGGAGCCCCCGGAGCCGCGGGCGGCGGGAGAUGCGGGGAGCGCGGCGGCCGGGGCCCCGAGGAGGAGCCGCCGCCCCCGGGAAGCCCGGCCGCGGGGUGCGCCCCGGCCAGCCGCGCCCGGCGGAGAGCGGCGCCCCGUAGACGCGAGCCGCGUGGCCCCGGCCGCUGGUCCCCCCUCGGAAACCAUGACCCCCGGCGCGGGCCCAUGGAGCCAUGGCCUAUAGGGUCCUGGGCCGCGCGGGGCCACCGAAGCCGCGGCGGGCGCGCAGGCUGCUCUUCGCCUUCACGCUGUCGCUCUCCUGCACUUACCUGUGUUACAGCCUCCUGUGCUGCUGCGACGACCUGGGCCGGAGCCGCCUCCUGGGCGCGCCCCGUUGCCUCCGCGGCCAGAAACUUCUCCCCAAGUCCCGCCCCUGCGAUCCCCCGGGGCCGACGCCCAGCGCGCCCGGCGCACCCAGCGCGCCCGCAGCCGCCGCGCCCGCCCCGCGCCUCCCAGCGCCCGCCGCCAACCACUCGGGCUCCCCGAAGCUGGGCACCAAGCGGCUGCCCCAAGCCCUGAUCGUGGGCGUGAAGAAGGGGGGCACCCGGGCCGUGCUGGAGUUUAUCCGCGUGCACCCGGACGUGCGGGCCUUGGGCACCGAGCCCCACUUCUUCGACCGCAACUAUGGGCGAGGGCUGGACUGGUACAGAAGCCUGAUGCCACGGACCCUCGAGAGCCAGAUCACCCUGGAGAAGACGCCCAGCUACUUUGUCACGCAAGAGGCCCCUCGUCGCAUCUUUAACAUGUCCCGGGACACCAAGCUGAUUGUGGUGGUGCGGAACCCAGUGACCCGCGCGAUCUCCGACUACACCCAGACGCUCUCCAAGAAGCCCGACAUCCCCACCUUCGAGGGCCUGUCCUUCCGCAACCGCACGCUGGGCCUGGUGGACGUGUCGUGGAACGCCAUCCGCAUCGGCAUGUACGUGCUGCACCUGGAGAGCUGGCUGCAGUACUUCCCCCUGGCCCAGAUCCACUUCGUCAGCGGCGAGCGGCUCAUCACCGACCCGGCCGGUGAGAUGGGGCGGGUUCAGGACUUCCUGGGCAUCAAAAGGUUCAUCACGGACAAACACUUCUACUUCAACAAGACCAAAGGGUUCCCGUGCUUGAAAAAGCCAGAGUCCAGCCUCCUGCCGCGGUGUCUGGGCAAAUCCAAAGGCAGAACUCAUGUACAGAUCGACCCAGAAGUGAUAGACCAGCUGCGGGAAUUUUAUAGACCUUAUAAUAUUAAAUUUUACGAGACGGUGGGGCAGGACUUCCGGUGGGAGUGAGCCCCUGGAAGGGCAGAGCCCUUCCGCCUGCCUCUACCUGGGGUUUGUCCUUAGAGCCUGUGGUCUUCUUUCCCCCUCCCUAGCAAACCCAGUCCUUUCCCCCCACAUCUUGGGUACCAUCAUCCUGGCCCCAGGGAAGUCCAGCAAAGGCCAAGGGAUGCCCUGCCACCAGCCCUCCCCAGUCUCUCCCAGCAAGCAAAUCUGUUUCUGGCACAUCCCUUCAGUUCCUUCCAAAUUGUCUCCCAUGGGCCCUGUCGGAGGCAUCGGGAAAUUGCUGUCAGAACAGGUGUCCCGAUGGUGAUGACGGUGACAGACAGCACAAGCCGUAACAGUGCCGUUGCCAGCGCAGCAGUCUGCCCCUGUCGCUGUCCACCUCCAGAGUGGGCUUGUUCAUUCCAAGUGGCAUGUACCUCCCCUUUGAGCUUAACCCUCUGAGCCCCUCUGGGUGCUGGGGUGGGCUCCGUCCUUGCCUUCCAACCUUAGCGGGAAGCAUCCGUUGGCUCCUGGAGAAUUUCAAGAGCUGAGAGCAUCCCCUCCACCCCACCGAGCCGCUCCUACAAACAGACCCUUUGAGGAGGAAAGAGACCAGACAGAGGUUUCCGAGCUGUGGUCUCAACUCUGCUUGAGGGGUAACUGUCCUGGAAAGAAAAAAAUCACUUUGUGACCCUCCCCGCUCCCUCCGAACUGAAGCACAUAACUGCUGUUACGGGUACUUUCCUUACGCGAGCUUUCAUGCUGAGCAUGCGGUAGAAUCAUGCUUGUCCAUGUGAAAUAAAUAUGGCUCUCUCGUGUCCUUAA